Acanthosepion pharaonis is the source of this 3432-nucleotide messenger RNA. Lineage: Eukaryota; Metazoa; Mollusca; Cephalopoda; Sepiida; Sepiidae. The record is from the annotation of a GenBank genome assembly.
AUGGAGUAUUCCUGUAUGGAACUUGCACUAGAGGGUGAGCGCCUCUGUCGAGCUGGGGACUGUCAUGCUGGUGUUCAAUAUUUUGAAGCUGCAGUUAAAGCAGGAACAGAAGACUUUGCCACAUUGAGUGCCAUUUACAGUCAGCUUGGCAACGCUUACUUCUACCUGCAGGAAUAUGGAAAAGCUCUUGAAUUUCACAAACAUGAUCUCAAUCUAGCAAGUUUGCUGCCUCUCUCUCUCUGCAUUAUAGUUUGCUGCCUCUCUCUCUCUCUGCAUUAUAGUUUGCUGCCUCUCUCUCUCUCUCUCUGCAUUAUAUUUGCUGCCUCUCUCUCUCUCUGCAUUAUAGUUUGUUGCCUCUCUCUCUCUCUCUGCAUUAUAGUUUGCUGCCUUUCUCUCUCUCUGCAUUAUAGUUUGCUGCCUCUCUCUCUGCAUUAUAGUUUUGCCUCUCUCUCUCUCUCUCUGCAUUAUAGUUUGCUGCCUCUCUCUCUCUGCAUUAUAGUUUGCUGCCCUCUCUCUCUGCAUUAUAGUUUGCUGCCUCUCUCUCUCUGCAUUAUAGUUUUGCCUCUCUCUCUCUCUGCAUUAUAUUUGCUGCCUCUCUCUCUCUGCAUUAUAGUUUGCUGCCUCUCUCUCUCUCUGCAUUAUAGUUAUAGCCUCUCUCUCUCUCUCUGCAUUAUAGUUUGCUGCCUCUCUCUCUCUCUGCAUUAUAUUUGCUGCCUUCUCUCUCUCUGCAUUAUAGUUUGCUCUCUCUCUCUGCAUUAUAGUUUUGCCUCUCUCUCUCUCUGCAUUAUAUUUGCUGCUCUCUCUCUCUGCAUUAUAGUUUGCUGCCUCUCUCUCUCUCUGCAUUAUAGUUUGCUGCCUCUCUCUCUCUCUGCAUUAUAUUUGCUGCCCUCUCUCUCUCUGCAUUAUAGUUUGCUGCCUCUCUCUCUCUCUCUGCAUUAUAGUUUGCUGCUCUCUCUCUCUCUGCAUUAUAGUUUGCUGCUCUCUCUCUCUCUGCAUUAUAGUUUUGGCUCUCUCUCUCUGCAUGAUAGUUUGCUGCCUCUCUCUCUGCAUGAUAGUUUGCUGCCUCUCUCUCUCUGCAUGAUAGUUUGCUGCCUCUCUCUCUCUCUGCAUUAUAGUUUGCUGCCUCUCUCUCUCUCUCUCUGCAUUAUAGUUUGCUGCCUCUCUCUCUCUCUCUGCAUUAUAUUUGCUGCCUCUCUCUCUCUCUGCAUUAUAGUUUGCUGCCUCUCUCUCUCUCUGCAUUAUAGUUUGCUGCCUCUCUCUCUGCAUUAUAGUUUGCUGCCUCUCUCUCUCUGCAUUAUAGUUUGCUGCCUCUCUCUCUCUGCAUUAUAUUUGCUCCCCUCUCUCUCUAACCAUUACAGUUUGCUCCCUCUCUCUCUAACCAUUACAGUUUGCUCCUCUCUAACCAUUACAUUUGCUCCCUCUCUCUCUAACCAUUACAGUUUGCUCCCUCUCUCUCUAACCAUUACAUUUGCUCCCCCUCUCUCUCUAACCAUUACAGUUUGCUCCUCUCUCUCUAACCAUUACAGUUUGCUCCCUCUCUCUCUAACCAUUACAUUUGCUCCCCUCUCUCUAACCAUUACAGUUUGCUCCUCUCUCUCUAACCAUUACAGUUUGCUCCCUCUCUCUCUAACCAUUACAUUUGCUUUCUCUCUCUCUAAUCAUUACAGUUUGCUUUCUCUCUCUCUAAUCAUUACAGUUUGCUUUCUCUCUCUCUCUAACCAUUACAGUUUGCUUUCUCUCUCUCUAACCAUUACAGUUUGCCCUCUCUCUAACCAUUACAGUUUGCUUUCUCUCUCUCUAACCAUUACAUUUGCUUUCUCUCUCUCUAAUCAUUACAGUUUGCUUUCUCUCUCUCUAAUCAUUAGUUUGCUUUCUCUCUCUCUAAUCAUUACAUUUGCUUUCUCUCUCUCUCUAACCAUUACAGUUUGCUUUCUCUCUCUCUCUAACCAUUACAGUUUGCUUUCUCUCUCUCUAACCAUUACAGUUUGCUUUCUCUCUCUAACCAUUACAUUUGCUUUCUCUCUCUCUAACCAUUACAGUUUGCUUUCUCUCUCUCUAACCAUUACAGUUUGCUUUCUCUCUCUCUCUAACCAUUACAGUUUGCUUUCUCUCUCUCUAACCAUUACAGUUUGCUUUUCUCUCUCUCUAACCAUUACAUUUGCUUUCUCUCUCUCUAACCAUUACAGUUUGCUUUCUCUCUCUCUCUCUCUAAUCAUUACAGUUUGCUUUUCUCUCUCUCUCUCUCUCCAUUGCAGUUUGCUUUUUCUCUCUCUCUCUCUCUCUCUAACCAUUGCAGUUUGCUUUUUCUCUCUCUCUCUCUCUAACCAUUUCAGUUUGCUUUUUCUCUCUCUUGCAGUUUGCUUUUUCUCUCUCUCUCUAACCAUUGCAUUUGCUUUUUCUCUCUCUCUAACCAUUGCAGUUAACUGUUUCUCUCUCUCUCUCUCUAACCAUUGCAGUUUGCUGUUUCUCUCUCUCUCUCUAACCAUUGCAUUUGCUGUUUCUCUCUCUCUCUCUAACCAUUGCAGUUUGCUGUUUCUCUCUCUCUCUCUAACCAUUGCAGUUUGCUGUUUCUCUCUCUCUCUCUCUCUCCAUUGCAGUUUGCUGUUUCUCUCUCUCUCUCUCUCUCUCUCUAACCAUUGCAUUUCCUCUCUCUCUCUCUCUAACCGUUAUAGUUUCCUGUCUGUCUCUCUCUCUCUAGCUGUUAUAGUUUCCUGUCUGUCUCUCUCCCUCUCUAACCAUUAUAGUUUCCUGUCUGUCUCUCUCUCUCUAACCAUUAUAUUUCCUGUCUGUCUCUCUCACUCUCUAACCAUUAUAGUUUCCUGUCUGUCUCUCUCUCUCUCUAACCAUUAUAGUUUCCUGUCUGUCUCUCUCUCUAACCAUUAUAGUUUCCUUUUCCUGUCUGUCUCUCUCUCUCUCUCUAACCAUUAUAGUUUCCUGUCUCUCUCUCUCUCUCUAACCAUUAUAGUUUCCUGUCUGUCUCUCUCUCUAACCAUUAUAGUUUCCUGUCUGUCUCUCUCUCUAACCAUUAUAGUUUCCUGUCUGUCUCUCUCUCUCUCUCUCUCUCUAACCAUUACUACUUUCUCUCACACUUUCCUUUCUCACCGUUAUAGUUUCCUCUCUCUCUCUCUAACCAUUAUAGUUUCCUUUCUAUCUCUGUCUCUUAUGUGUUUUUUGCAUCCUUCUUCCUCUCCCUUUUUUCUUCCUCUCCCUUUCAUGAUUUUUUUCUUCCACUUCCUUUUUUUUAGUAUAUUUCUUUUUUUUUUCACUUCCUUUUUUGUAUUUUUUCUCCUCUUCCUUCAUGUUUUUUUCUCUUCUUCCUUCAUGUUUUUUUCUCUUCUUCCUUCAUGUUUUUUUCUCUUCUUCCUUCAUGUUUUUUUCUCUUCUUCCUUCAUGUUUUUUCUCUUCUUCUUUUAUCCCUCUUUGUUCUCUUAA